This is a messenger RNA of Nilaparvata lugens (brown planthopper), 5951 nucleotides long. Its product is annotated as solute carrier family 25 member 44-like. NCBI's taxonomy places the organism in Eukaryota, Metazoa, Arthropoda, Insecta, Hemiptera, Delphacidae. Gene Ontology annotation, cellular component: mitochondrion. The coding region runs from base 245 to 1207 and encodes 320 amino acids. Gene Ontology annotation, biological process: transmembrane transport; branched-chain amino acid catabolic process. The record is from RefSeq and is a predicted model, not a curated record. Gene Ontology annotation, molecular function: branched-chain amino acid transmembrane transporter activity. The transcript is spliced from 5 exons.
AAAACUGGCUGCCCGAAAUCAUAUCAUGCGAGAUGCGAUGCAAGCGAGUUGAAUGUUGAAAUAAACAUGGUUGUUCUCAGUAUUGUUUCUUAUGUGCAAGGUCGAAGAUCUAGUCUAGAUAAUUAUUUCUCUAAUUUCAUCAGUGAAAUCUUACUAUCUAAUAUAACGUUAAUAUUAUCAUAGAGUACAUAGUAUGCUGAAAUGGUAGCUUUUUACGUUUGUCCAACUUUUUGGGGCUCUAGAAAUGUCGGGGGACGAACCAUCUACUCAUUAUGUAAAAACCAUAGAAUGGGAUAUGAUGGACAAAAGAAAAUUUUUCCCCCUGAGCAUGCUGAGUUCUUUUUGUGUUAGAUGUAGUCUUUAUCCUUUGACACUAAUUAAAACCAGAUUGCAAAUUCAGAAGCAUGGGCAAAUGUACAAUGGUCUGUGGGACGCGGGCAACAAGAUCUACCGCACGGAGGGUGUGUCGGGCCUGUACCGCGGCUUCUGGGUGAGUUCGGUGCAGAUCGUGUCGGGUGUGAUGUACAUCGGCACCUACGAGGGAGUCCGCCACGUGCUCAGCCAGUAUCGGUCGCCGCCCUCGGUCAAGGCCAUGCUUGGGGGUGGCGCCGCCUCUCUCGUCGGCCAGACCGUCAUUGUGCCCUUCGAUGUCAUCUCGCAGCACCUCAUGGUCAUCGGCUUGUCCAGCCAGUCUCAGGCUAAGAUAGCGAAUCCCCUGGGCAUCUCGUUGGAUCCAAGUAGAUCGAAGUUUCGCACGACGCUGGACAUUGCUCACAUCAUCUACAAGACGGACGGAUUCCGUGGCUUUUACCGGGGCUACUUUGCAUCGCUCUGCACCUAUGUUCCCAACAGUGCUCUCUGGUGGUCUUUCUACCAUUUCUACCAAGAUCAACUAGUUCUAAUGCUUCCCGAAGACGUAUCUCAUCUAUUAGUGCAAUGCAUAGCUGGAACCCUGGGCGGGUUCACCACCACUCUACUAACCAAUCCUAUGGACACAAUACGGGCUCGACUACAGGUUCAGCGCACCAAUUCGAUCCUGAAGACGUCGAAGGCCCUCUGGAUGGAGGAGGGAAUGUGGAUGUUCUCGAAGGGGCUCUCCGCUCGCCUCGUGCAGUCUGUCUGCUUCAGUGCGUCCAUCAUCCUCGGUUACGAGACAAUAAAACGCAUCAGUGUUAGGCAAGAGUACAAAGAUAUGGUGCGAUGGUAAGCUAACCAAUUCAUUAAUAUUGUAAUCGUUGUAUAGUAGGAUUCACGUUCAACUGUUAGCAAUGCAACCGCUGCAAUGCAACUAUUGUAAUGUCACAGAAUACACACAAGGAAAACUCUGCCAAAACCUGGGCACCAAUUCCCUAACAAUUGAAUAAGAUUACAACUAUUUUAUUUAUUCAUUUGUAAUAUCAGGGCACCUGGAGAAACCCAUAUGAAAAAAUAUACGGAUCCCUAUUUAUAGAUUUGUUUUUAUAUUUUUGCAAUAAUCUUUAUAAUUGUAUUUAGUAUUGUAUGUCAAUAAAUGAGCAUUUGUCUUUAAUUUUACAUGAAAAAUAAAUGCUUUAUUGUAAUUUGAAAGACAUGCCACAUGGCGGCGUUAUUGUAUAGUGACAACUGGAGAUUGACUGUAAUCAUCUUUCUAUGCUUCCACUGUAUUUUGUGUUGGACAUGUAUUCGAAAUUUACCUACAAAAUUCUUACAAUUAAGUGUAGACUUCAUUGUGAUUUGAAAUUAGCGCCAAAUCUACUAUUUUCCAAAAUGACGUACAUCUACUGGACUUUUGGGGACAAGUUCACUAAGUAAUGUAAAUAUUACAAGUUUAUUACAUUGGUUUUAUUGAGAAUUUCCCUUCUUUGUAUUCUGUGGUAGUGUUGUAAAUUUUUGUCAUGAACUAUUUUUAAAUUUUUCAUUCAUUGUAUAGAGAAACUCACAUCUAAGUAUCAGCUUUAGUACCAUCUUCUAGGAUUAGAAUACCAAAUACCAUCUUUUAGGAUUAGAAAAGAUGAUUGGGUAAUAGAAUUUAUUUGCAAUAUUGUUGUGAACGAUAUCAAUUUCUAAUCAGUUUGUCAUAAUUCCGUGAGAUGAGUUUUCAACAUUAUUUCAAUAGCAGUUGAUUGCAAUUUGCUGUAUUGAGGCUUACUUCAAACUGUCGGUAUCGAUUUAAUGGGAGACAGUAAUGUUAGGUAUGAGGUAUGCUGAAAGUUUAAAUUGAAUCACACUAUAGUGUUUAAAACGUUGUUGGGUUGUAAAUUCAAUUUGCAAUAAUGUUGUUGAACGAUAACUGUUGUUUGCGACAGUGUUCUCAAACUGGAGAGACAGUUGUAUUAUUGGAAUCAUUACAAAUGAAAAAACAAGAAACAGUCAACUAAAACUUAUCUUCCUAAUUUCGAUUAAAAUAUUAUAUAAUGAUGAUGUAAGCUAAUUAUUCUCAAUGAUCCUUGAUAAAACUUGAAGGAUUUUAAUCCUUCCUGAAAACGAUCUUUCCUCAUUUUUAAAAAGUUAACACCUAACACCAUAAGAUGUUUGUGACAUUCCCAUCACUAUCAUGGCAUUACUGUCAACAUUUCUAAUAAAUAGCAUCAAUGCAUGUAAUUCAAUCAAUGCUAAUAGUUGAGUGAAAUUCACUACAGUAUGCUAACAAUUGAACGUGAUAAUAAUAUAAAUGUGGUCUCUACUUUGAUGAUAUUGUUGUAGCUUAUCAAUAUUUUAAAAUCUAUUCUAAAAAUGUUAUUAUGUUUAGUAGUUAUACAGCUAUUAUACACAGUAAAUAUGUGAACAGAAACAACUAUAGUGUAAUUUACUUUAAACUGUUAGAAUUCCUUAUAAAUAACAUAAAUGCUGACAGUUUAAAGUAAAUCUCACUCUGUUAGAAUUGCAUUUCUUAAUAGAUAGAAACUGUAGUCUUGUCUUAUUAAGAAACUAAUCAUUAUUGUUGCUGGAUUAUUAAUACUAACUUAUGAUUACAAAGUUAUCUGUGUAGAUUAGAUUUAAUUUUCUAGUCGGCCAUUUUUAAUAGUUUUCGUAAUCAGUUUUGAAGUAACUAUGGUGUGAUUCACUUGAAACUGUCACCAUUGGUUGAAUCAUAAGCAUUGAUGUUAUUUAUAAUGAAUGCUGACAGUUUCAAGUGUAUCUGACUAUAAUAGAGUAUAUAAUAUUUGCAAUAUUAGUGAGUGAGUUGUCUAUAUUAUUAAUUCAAUAACGCCAUGGGUUUAGAUCAAAAGAAUAAUUUUUUUGAAUUAUUUUGAAGUUGUGAACUGUUGUUGAAACUAUGUUGUAAAAUAGUCAUUAUCGUGCUAAAAGAAACUCAAAUGUCAGCCAAUCAAUAUUUCUAUGAUUAUUCUGUUGUAAAAACUAAUCAACUAAAAAAUAUGUUGGUAUUCCAAAUCUAUGUGGAUUCCGGAACCCAUCCAAUUAUGAUUACAAUAAUAGCAGUGUUCUAAACGUGAAUAUUUAUUUCAAUAUAUUGUUUUAAAUAGUUGAGUGUUAUUGUGAGAUUCACUUUGAACUUCCAGCAUUUACAGAAGCGUUGAUGUUUUUCAUAAGAAAUGUAAUACUGAAUUUUACUAUAGUUAUUAGUGUUCUAAUAAAAUAAUUAUUUGUAAAUAGUUCCAAUUCCCUACUUCUGAGGUAGCUCAAUUUAUCAUUCGUUUUUUUUUAAAGUCGCCGUUAAAAUAAUAGAAUUAUUUUUUAUUGUAACUCACUAACUCUGAUUUCAUAUGUAUUAGAACUUUCAUUGUUCUCAUAACUUUCAUUGUGGAACAGAGAGUAGUUACAAUAGUGAUGUUUCUGUUUCGUAUGUAAACAACAUAAUAUUUUUGGUUAUUUGUUUAUUGAGUGAUGAAUUAUUUACUUACUGUAUUGUGAUUUUCAAUAAUUAAUAAAAAAUGUGUAUCCACAUUAAUAUUUUUUAUAAAGGACCAACCAUCUCUUGGUGAAUUUUUACAAAAAUGAAUUCUAGGAAUAUUGAUUUUUGCUGACUAUACUAUAUUGAGCCUUUCAUGUUUCGGCAGUGUUAAACUAUGUGUAGAUAUAGUGUUGUUAAUAUAAUAUAGAUAUUACAGUAUACAAAAAAGAUGAAUUGGAUGGAUGUGUACAGUAGUAGCUAGUAUAUAGGUAAUACGUACAAAGUAUAUAAUACUUAUUUGUUAUGUCAAAGAUAGUUUAUGAGGAUUAAAUUGGAAAGAGAUUUCUAUUUGGACGUUAUGUUCUCGAUUGCAAGUACGUCUUUUAAAUUAAGUGACUUUUUUACGCCACGAGAUCCAUUGAGAAGCGGACGACGCCUUUAAUCACGGUCAAAUUUAAUAGGCGUUCAACCAGACCUUCGUUCUAUUAAUUUUCCGAUGUCAUAAAUUUUGCAAUGCAUUAUUCUUUGUUUUCUAUAAAAUUUAAUAUUGGUUGUAAAAAUAGUAAUAUUAAUAUUGUAUACAAAAAUGUAAAAUAUGUGUGACAGAAUGUAUAUGGUUCGAUUUUAUUUCGUUUUAAACUUAAUUUUGUUCGUGCAAGAUUAAUAUUUUCCUAUUUAUAUAAAGGUAGUUAGUUUGCUCACCUGUGUUAUCAGUUUUUUUGCACAAAAUUAAGAAAACUGCCAAAUAAUCUGAUGAUAUAUUGAGAUUUCAAAUAGUACAUAGUACGUAAAUAUUAUUUUCUCUAUUGAAUUGUUUAGGAAUUGAUAUCAAUUCUUUUAUUGCCAUGAUAUAAUAUACCAUAUUAUGGUCUGGAAAGUAUAAACAAUUAAUUUGUACUUUAUCUAGGAGUUCUACUUUUAUUAAUUUUAUACUUAUUUGAAUACUUUUAAAAAUAGAGUUGUUUUAUUUAUUAUUGUUCAAUUAUUAUUAUACAAACUCAACACUGAAGUUAACAAACUUGAAAAUAAUUUUAAAUACAUUUUUCCAUUAUAUCAAAUUUGAUUAAAGAAACAUGUUUUUCCUAAAAGUGUUUUACGUUUCAGAUAAAUAUUACCCUAUAGAAUAUAGAAAAUAUUAUUUUAUUGAGGCAUGGAUGCAAUAAUAUAUUAAUUAUUAUUGCAAUUUAAUAUCAAAUUUUAUUUCAAUUUAAAAAAGGUGAAAAUUUUGAAAGCAUCAAGCAUGAUCUUUUAAUGAAAUCCAAAGAAUUAAUUAAUAUAUUUUUGAUGCCAUGCUAUGAAUUUGAGAUGAAUACUAUUAGAAAGAUGAUAUUUAGUAGUUACCUGAUAUAAUUAUCAAAUUAGCAUACACAGUACAUUGUUUAAUAAAUAAAUGAAGCCGCUUUUUCUCUUAAAAACGUUCAUUACGAAUUUCAUAUGAUCUAAAAUUUACUUGAUUUUUUGGCAUAAUGAUGAUGUAAUUAAUAAUUAUUAUUACAUUUUUGGCCAAGAAAAUAUUAUAUACAUAUACGAGUGGAAUUCGAUAGAACCUUCUCAAACUGUAUAAUGUAUGUAGGAUUUUUUAAAGAAUGGAUGGUGUAAAAGUGUUUCCAAUUUUCAAUAAUUAAUAUAACAUUUAUUUGCCAUUACUCCAAACAUGUUAACAAUACUCGUAUGAGUUGAAUUGUCAUGUACCAACUAACAUAAUAAUACUGUUAAUCAAUUUUCACUGGAUACAGUUCCUAUGUGAGUUUAUUUUUUGUAAUCUCUUAAACAAAUUUGUUGAACCAAUGGUAACAGUUUUAAAAUUAAUCAUCUUUAUGUAAUAAAAUAAUAAUGUUGAAUGUAUAAUUCAUUAUGCAUUUCUAUAAUAUUUGGAAUCUUUCUCACAUGUGCGAAAUUUAUUUAAAGAUGAAAGUUUUACUCAGGCAAGGUUUCUCAGGUCCUUUCUGUAUGUUUAAUAAUUCAAACCAACUAUAAACUUCCAACUUGAAAAAAUUAUUUUAUAAAGUUAGAUUUAUUUGUUUUUGCAAUAAUAUUUGUGAUACUAUGGGAAGUAGUCUUUUAAUAAUAUGAAAAUUGUUAUUAUGUUGAAAGGAAAUACACAAAUUUCGGUUUGGAA